Molecule: messenger RNA, 1916 nt
Organism: Blastomyces dermatitidis ER-3
Lineage: Eukaryota; Fungi; Ascomycota; Eurotiomycetes; Onygenales; Ajellomycetaceae
Product: TIM barrel metal-dependent hydrolase
Exons: 1
Coding region: 232-1263 (343 amino acids)
Molecular function (GO): hydrolase activity
Source: RefSeq, a predicted model, not a curated record
CCGAAGCUGCCAUGUUUUUUCUUUGUCUCCGGGAUCGUUAGGCUGUUCGACAGCUGCGAUGCUGACUAGUUAAAACAUUUGGUUUCGGCGAGAUUCCGAACCUCUCCACUGGCCCAGAAUACAGCAACAGACACGGCCAACAGUCUUCUGCAGCUAUUGCUGCUGCUGCUGCUGGCCUGGUGUAAAUAAUCCCACGCUCCAAUACAGAGCACAUCAGUAACUGGCUCCCAAAUGGGUGUACUCCGCGUCAGAGCCCUUCCCUCCCUCCAGCCCAUACCGCGGGCAAAGAGGCUAUGGCUAUCGCCCAGGGGAACCCCGAGACCCCUAUCCUCGUCCUCCUCUACACAUACGCCGAACUCCAUGCCCCGGUGUCUCCCAGCAAACUCUUGGGAUAGCCACAUGCAUAUCGUAGAGCCCUCUCGCUACCCUCUCUCCGCAGCCGCCGCCUACACCCCUUGCAAACCCCACAACCUCUCUGACGCCCUCGCCUUCGAAUCAACCCUGGGCAUCCGCAACUUAGUCCUCGUCCAGCCUUCCAUAUAUGGUUAUGAUAAUUCCUGUCUGCUCGACGGCCUCAAACAGCUAGGGCCUAAACAUGGUAGGGGUGUAGUUUGUUUCAACGCGGCCGCCAUCAUCGAUGAAGAACGGCGCCGUCGCGAUCACGACGACGAAGGCACUUUGGCAACCUGGCACCGGCUUGGGGUGAGAGGGGUAAGGUUGAAUUUUGUCUCCGUACCUCAGCAGCUGAGUGCGGGAGAGCUACAGAACAUGCUACGCCGGUAUGCAGAUGUCAUCCGUGACUUGGGCUGGGUGCUACAGCUCUACGCGCCCAUGGAGACCCUGCCACAUCUCGUACCCAUCAUACCCCAGCUGGGCGUGAAGGUAUGUCUGGAUCAUUUUGCGAAACCGACACUACCGUUGUCGUCAUCUUCCUCGCCAUUUAACCCCUACGCCUUGCCUGGGUUUACCGCACUCAUUUCCCUGCUGGAGCAGGGCAGUACAUACGUCAAGAUAUCCGCACCCUACCGGCUCAGCGAUGACCCGCAGUUCCAGCACCUAGGUGUACUGGCGCGCAAGCUGAUGCGUGCGGGUAGGGAGAGGUUAGUCUUUGCGACGGAUUGGCCACAUACGCGCUUUAAGGGUAUCGAUAUUGCGCCGUUUGCUGAGACUUGCCUGAGAUGGUGUGCGGAGGAGGACGCCGGUAUGGCGGAGAGGCUCUUCCGGCGUAAUGCGGAGGCGCUGUGGGAUGUUAAGCCAGAGUGAAAUAGGCUCCUCAUGUGGGAAUCGACAUGGCCGCGCACGAAAGCAACUUUCGCGCAUUCAAUCAGCGAGGGCGAUUGGUUUUACUUGUUCAGCAGAUAUUUAACCACCCGCGCUAUGGGGAUUUACCCCUCCAUUCCUGAGAACAUACCCCCCGUCCCAGUGCCCGCCCCGCCUCCCUCUUCGAAGGCCAUCCAGCACGUUAAACGAGACUUAUUAAGGGGGGAAACUUUCUGAAUCCCUAGAGCAUGGAAAAACAACAACGAAAAUGCACCAACCCACCUAGGCUCAGCUUCUACUCAUCCCUUCACUUCCCUCGCCACAAUGUAAUUAUCAUAACACAACUUGUACAUGUACAUGUAUCUUUUGUAUGCGCUCACCAUGUAAAAGAGGAACUAUUUAAAGGGGGAAAAAAUAAUAUCUUCAACACAACAUCAGAUAUAAGUAGAAUAUCAGUAAAAUACGCCUAUUUUUGAAUGGAGAAUAUUGUACGCAGGAUUCUUUCAAAAGUUUGAAUUGGCAUCAAAAAUUUAAGCUGUAACUAUCUCUGUUACCAGCAUAAAGUAUUUCCGUUCUCUUAUCCAGAGUCGGGAGGUUAAUGCCUGUUGCGUCUGAAUAUUUAAACAUCUAACAUGAUCAACCUUCGAACUCCCGCG